AUGCAUGCUCUCUUUCCCAAAGAUACUAAUUACAAAGAUAGUCCUUUCUUAAAAGUGGGUGAAGAUAGCUGUUUACAGUUUAGUAAUGGUGAUAGUUUAGAUAAGUCUCAUGAUAUUUAUUAUAGAGGAACUGAUAAUAGUAUUUUUGCAAAAAAUUAUGUUAUCGAUAGUGGAAGUGCAAUUUAUAAUAAAAAAUAUGAUAUUGAUUUUUCUGUCUAUGAUGAAAUAUUAAGUAAAGAUGGAAAUACUAAAGAAAAAAUUCGGGAGGAGAAAAUAAGCGUUUAUGAGAAAAAACUUAGUGCUGAAACUUCAACAGCUUUUCGUCGUUUUGUCGUUAGAGAGACUUAUAAAGAACAUGUUGAAGAAUUUAUCAAAAAUUUAGUAGAUGUCCAUGGAAAAAAAGUAUUUACGGAGAAAGAAGUAAUAAAACUUAAAUCAGAAAAUGAAGCAAGAGGUUUGACUUUUGAUGAGUUAAAAACUAGAGCUAUUGGUUUUAGUGAUAGUCAGAUUAAAGAAACUCUUAGAACAGCAGGUUCUAAAUUAGGUGAAAAACUUGUUGAACGAAACAUUAUUGACAGUAAGGAAGAAGAAGCUAGACAAGAACUUAAAAUUGCCCAAGAUUUAGAAAAAACAGCUAAAGAAGGAAAAAUGAAAGGUUUGAAAGAAACUUUCAAUGCCAUCAAUGCUAAAACUAAAAAGAAUUUAUAUCCGAAUGACCUUGCUUUUGAUACGACUACUUUCCGACAAACAAUGGAUAAUGAAGAAAAGACAUUGUUAGUAAAAACUUCUUUGGAUUCUGCAAAAGUUAAAGGAGUUCUGAGUCCAGAGGCAGAAAAUGAAUUAAAAGAGAUUGAUAAUUAUCUAAAAGGGACUCCAAUUCCAACUGAUAAAUUAAUUCUUCCUAGUAAUCUUAAAGCUGCUCUACAAACAGGAAUUAACAUUUUCAGGGAUGCUGGAGAAAUUAAAAAGAUUGCGGAUAAGGUUAAUGCUAGUGAUGCUAAAAUUAAGAAGUUCAACUUGGUUAAAUACUUAAAAGAAAAUGUGUCUAAGAAACCAGUGAUUGGAACUAUUGCUUCUCAAGAAUUAGUAGCUGAUAGUGCUCUAAAAGAAACCAUAAUUAAGGAAAUGAAAGAUGCAAAAGAUGGCGAUAAAGUAUUAGAUAGUUCUCGGUAUAAUAAAAAUGAUCGAGGAGAGUUUUCUGAUGAGGCUAUUGCUAAAUUUUAUUAUGAAAAAUUAGGAGAUAAUCCGAGUGCGAUAAUCGCCGGAGAUGGUCCAGCGGAUGCCGAAGGUAAUGGAGACAAUGAUGAGGAAAAUGAAUAG
This is a messenger RNA of Funneliformis geosporum, 1320 nucleotides long. Lineage: Eukaryota; Fungi; Glomeromycota; Glomeromycetes; Glomerales; Glomeraceae. The record is from the annotation of a GenBank genome assembly.